AUGGCUGAACAAACCCACUCUCGCCAGCGGCCAUCGCUAGGCCAAAUGCGCAGCAGCUCAUUCCUCCAAGACCACCAACAAUACAAGCCCCCGCUCUCCGUCAGCCAGAACAUCGGCGAGGUCCUUAGCUCCCAACUGAGCGAGAGCCUGUCCAUCAACCCCAUCCACCCAGACCCCGAGCGAGUCCAUGACAGCGGUGUCACGCACAGCCUCUUCAAUCACCAGGCUAACCCCCUUGAGACCGGCACCCCCCGCAUCGUCGCAACCAUCUUCUACAAAUCUUCCAACCCCGUCCACCCCCACUUCCACCCCGAUGCGUCGCACAACUCUGGCGCAGGCACCAAGCUGCCUUCGCCCGAGGUUCCCGCCGGCUCUGCUCCCACAGACGACAUGGACAAGUUCCCCCGCGAGCCGCCUGCUCCGGAACCGGAACCGCUCGACCACAUCUACGGACCCUAUGUGUCGCAGCUGUGCUUGACCAACUUCCUGCAAGUGCUCGAGUCACUCCCAACACCCUACAAGCGCAUGAACACCUCGCACCGCUGCCUCGACCGUGAAGCCCACCCGCACGUUGUGGAAGUCACAUUCUCUCCCCCUCCGGACCCGGAGUACCUCUCCUUCGAGGAUCUGCGCAAGCACGAGAGUAUCUGGCGCUUCGAGCGCGAGUGGAAUGUCGAGGUUGUGCUGCAGGAGGAGAGCGUCUUCCGCCGACACAAGCGGUUGGCUGUGUUCGACAUGGACAGCACCCUCAUUGAGAACGAGGUGAUCGACGAGAUUGCCAAGUUUAUCGGUGUGGAGAAGGAGGUUUCGGAAAUCACGGAGCGUGCGAUGAACGGCGAACUGGACUUCGCGGCAUCGCUGAAGGAGCGCGUCAGCCUCCUCAAGGGAGUCCCUGCUGAUGUCUUUGACAAGCUCAAGUCUGUUAUUACCAUCGCGAAGGGUGCCCGUGAGCUCUGCGCUGCCUUGAAGAUGAUGGGAUACAAGAUGGCUGUUCUGAGCGGUGGCUUCCAGCCCCUUGCAGAGUGGUUAGCUGGACAGCUUGGACUGGACUAUGCGGUCGCCAACCAUCUUGAAAUCGACACCGAAACCCAGACCCUGACCGGCAGACUGGUGGAGUCGAAGCCCAUCAUUGAUGCUGCUCAGAAGCGCACGCUUCUCAAAUCCAUUGCUGCGGAGAACAACAUCCCCAUUUCCCAGACGCUGGCUGUCGGUGAUGGUGCGAAUGAUCUUCUCAUGCUUCACGAGGCUGGUCUUGGUGUCGCCUGGCGCGCCAAGUCCAAGGUCCAGCUCGAGGCGCCAACCCGUAUUAACGGAGAGAGCCUCACCGACAUUCUCCACCUCUUUGGUCUGGAAAAGGAGGAUAUUGUCGAGCUCACUACCAAGGCCCAAUAG
This is a messenger RNA of Penicillium verhagenii, 1392 nucleotides long. RefSeq names its product phosphoserine phosphatase SerB. Gene Ontology annotation, molecular function: magnesium ion binding; L-phosphoserine phosphatase activity. The record is from RefSeq and is a predicted model, not a curated record. NCBI's taxonomy places the organism in Eukaryota, Fungi, Ascomycota, Eurotiomycetes, Eurotiales, Aspergillaceae. Gene Ontology annotation, cellular component: cytoplasm. Gene Ontology annotation, biological process: L-serine biosynthetic process; dephosphorylation. The transcript is spliced from 3 exons. The coding region runs from base 1 to 1392 and encodes 463 amino acids.